This is a messenger RNA of Paramuricea clavata, 2030 nucleotides long. The record is from the annotation of a GenBank genome assembly. Lineage: Eukaryota; Metazoa; Cnidaria; Anthozoa; Malacalcyonacea; Plexauridae.
AUGAUUUACUCCAUGUUUGCCUUGAUUUUGGUGUUUUGCUCCCUGGCCUUUCAAGGAACAAGAGAUAACCCGACUAAGGUAGCUGUCAACAAGAAUAAGUUUGCGAACAUUGGCGCAAACAAAUUCCGUAGAGUGGUAGGCUUCGUUGGUCGUCUCCCACAUGUUGCUGCCUUGAAUCUGAGCCUCUGUGAAGAAACUAGCAGCACUGUCUUUUCUGGUUUAAAGGAUUUUCUCAUUAAGUUGGUAUGGGGAAAUGCCUUUGUGGAACAUUUUCCUACGUUUUUUGAGGUCCUUGAAGAGAAAAAGCUUAAAGAAUUGCAGUUGAAGCAAAACGAGUACUUGCUGGAUUUCCAGGUAGCGUCUGUUACGGAGUUCAACCUGUCUGAUGUAUUCAACGUAACGCUGAGUUCAGGUGUUGCCCACACUGUAGUCUUCAAAGAAGAUCGGUUCAUCGAGUCCCUUUACACUGACUCUCGCAUCUAUACCAAGAUCGGCAGGAGUUGUGCUUGAUUUACGAUAUCAUGUAUGCCAAGACUGGAACCGAAGCUGUCACUGAAUCAUUCUACCGAGUGGUAGAAAAACAGGAAAUGGACGGCGGGCAAAGCUUAGAAGUUCUGAGCAACCACGCGAAAGUUGACUGGUGUUUCCCACCCAUCUUACAGUGUGAAAGGGCGUUGACAGAAACGGCUAAGAUCUACAUCAAUGGCAACAAGACACUAGGUAUAAAACGACAUCACAUCCCUGUCUUUAAGGCAAAGUCUUCCACUGAUUUGUCAAAGGUACUCAAAAGGCUGUCGGUAACUCCUGCCAAGCUUCCGUACUUACUGUAAAUGCAUAUGAUUCAUAUGAACAGUGGAGAACUCAACUACAAGUCAACUGUGUUCAUUUUGUUAUUAAUACAACAGUUGUACAUUUAAACAUUUGUUUAAGAGGGAGGCUUUUAGGCUUUACAGUCUUACAUGUCCAUCUACUUCAUCAAUUAGACUAAUUAACGCCUAACAAUUAGAACUAAUCGUGUUUCAUGAAUACUGCAGACUAGUCACUCUUCAGUUACAGGUUAAUGUAAACUUUUAAUGCGCAUUUAUAUCAGAAUAGUUAUAAGUUAUCUUUACUAUUCUACUUAUCUAUGAAAUGGCGAAAUGCUACUAAUAUUUAGUGAUAUAUACGUUAUAAUUGCACUGACAUUGUUAAUGUUAUCAUGAAUAUUUGAUAUUUCCAAGCAAACCACUGCAAGCAAUGAAGCAAACAGUUUUGUGAUCGACCCUGCUGGAAAUUAGACACAUUUGUGUAAUUCUAAAUUCUGCACAGUACCUGAACAACAAACCAUUCUUCUUCAAGCAGUGCCUGAACAGUGAGCCAUUCCUCUUCAAACAGUACCUGAACAACAAACCAUUCUUCUUCAAGCAGUGCCUGAACAGCGACCCAUUCCUCUUCAAGAAGUAUCUGAACAGCAAACCAAUCCUCUUCAAGCAGUACCUGAACAACAAACCAUUCGACUUCAAGCAGUACCUGAACAGCGAGCCAUUCCUCUUCAAGCAGUACCUGAACAGCAAACCAAUCCUCUUCAAGCAGUACCUGAACAGCAAUCCAUACCUCUUCAAGCAGUAUCUGAACAGCAAACCGAUCCUCUUCAAGCAGUACCUGAACAGCAAAUCGAUUUUUUUCAAGCAGUACCUGAACAGCAAACCAGUCCUCUUCAAGCAGAACCUGAAAACAGCAAACCAAUCCUCUUCAAGCAGUACCUGAACAGCAAGCCAUUUCUCUCCAAGCAGUACCUGAACAGCAAACCGAUCCUCUUCAAGCUGUACCUGAAACAGCAAGCCAUUCCUCUUCAAGCAGUACCUGGACAGCAAACCAAUCCUCUUCAAGCAAUACUUGAACAACACUACGAUAUGUUCAACUUAAAUAUGCUCAACUUGGAUAUGUUUGACGUGGAUAUGUUCGACUUGGAUAUGUUCAACUCGAAUAUGUUAUUGCAUGAUCUAUCAUGGACAAAUGAUGAAAAAGAAUUGAACGAACUGUUUUUAUAA